This is a messenger RNA of Naegleria fowleri, 1773 nucleotides long. RefSeq lists its product as uncharacterized. Lineage: Eukaryota; Heterolobosea; Eutetramitea; Acrasida; Naegleriidae. The record is from RefSeq and is a predicted model, not a curated record. The transcript has a single exon. Bases 1 to 1773 code for a protein of 590 amino acids.
AUGGAAUUCAUCAGAGCUCUCAAGAAACGUAAAGCCAAUCCUCCAGAUGAAGGAUUGUCCACAGAAGAAAACUCUUCCACUGGUUCCUUCUUUUAUAAUCUCUUUUUUGGCUCUCCAUCCAAAUCCAACAAAUCUUGUCAUCACACACCUUCCAAAAAACGAACACAAGAUGGUUACUAUCACUCUUCCUCCGAUGAUGAUGAUGAUGACGACGAUGAUGAAAAUAAGGAAAAUCAAAAUUCCAACACUUCGACCACUAAAAAGAAGAAGAAACGAACCACCUCCAAAUAUCCACACUUGAAAAAACAACAAGAUGAAAUCAAAAAGAUGAAAGAUUCCAUUCAAUCGUUGGGUUCUUCUUCUUCUGGUGUUGAUCGAGAUCAAGCUUGUCUUCGAAUGACUCCAAAACAGGAAUUCCACUCCACGUGUGCACAACCGAAUUCCACUCCACAAUCGAGAGGAAAGAAAAAAUCCUUAUUAGGUCAUUUGUUGUCUUUUACCAGUUCAGCUAAUGAAUCUCCUCGAGGAGAAGCAACCGCUAGUUAUUCUUUACCAACCAUCACCUCUCCCAACAACAACACCACCACCACCACUACUGGAAAUCAUUCUUCCAUUUACAAUGUGAAAAUUUCAGAAAUGACCAAACAAGAUUUGGAUCGAAUGAAAGGUAUCUAUCGAUCUCCACUCUAUACCAAUACACCACCAAAAAAGAGUGACGUCUUGUCUCCAAACUUGUUGUCUCCAACAUGUUACAAUUCUCUCCAACAACAACAACAAUUGAUCCAUGAUCCUUUCAUCUCUCCAACUCAUGUUUCACUUCAACAACUACAACAGAAAAGACAAUCCACUUCCUUUAAGGAUCAUGGUUUCUAUCAAGAUGGCAAUUAUUCUUCUUCUUCUUCUUCUUCUUGUAGUAGUAGUAGUUGUACUCACACAACGACGACGACUCCUCGAUCCAGUAUGGAAAGUAUUUUGAGUGGCAACCAUCAUUUACACACCCACCAUCAACCACAACCACAUGAACAACCACAACCACAACAACAAACACUCUCACGUGAGCAAUCAUCGAGUUCUGGAUUCUCCACUCAUAGUGCACUUUCUCAAUCUUCCUCCAUAUCCUCCUCAUGUAACCCUUCCACCACUCUUCCUCAUGGUUCUUCUUCAACAAGACCUUUAUCCAUUCAUCAUCAUGAUGGAAAUUCUUUCAUGAGAGUGAUGCAAGAAACUCUCGUACCUCAAUACAAUUAUGUCUUUAAUUUCAUUCUCUUUCGAGGUUCGAACAUUAAAAAUAGUGGAAAUGGAUUUAAAGAUCAUUCCAAUGUGUAUGCAGUAGUGGAGGUUGGAUCUCACAAAAAGACUUCAAGUGUCGUUCAGAAUUCAUCCAAUCCUGUUUGGAAUGAACAAUUUCAAUUAAUGUUCCAAAGUCCAAUUGAUCCAUUCUCUCCAAAUGUUGAACAAUCAAAUUCAAGAGACAUGACAACUGGUCGUCCCAUGGUUGUGAGUAUUCGAUUGUAUGAUCAUGAUGAGAUUUUUGAACACGAGUUUUUAGGAAAGGUUGAAAUUCCAUUGAAUGAUUUAAUUUUACAAUGUGGACAGGAUACGGGAAAGUUGAAUGGCAAUGGACAAUUAAUAAUGAAACGAUCACCAACCAUUAAGGAUGUUGUGAAAUUACAAAAUGUGGAGUGUGGACAUAUUGAAAUUCAAUAUCGUGUGGAACAUCAUGUCAAAAAGUCACAAAAUGUAGCUACUGUCGUGAAAUAUAACUUCUUUUAA